Acytostelium subglobosum LB1 is the source of this 1086-nucleotide messenger RNA. RefSeq lists its product as hypothetical. Bases 1 to 1086 code for a protein of 361 amino acids. Lineage: Eukaryota; Evosea; Eumycetozoa; Acytosteliales; Acytosteliaceae. The record is from RefSeq and is a predicted model, not a curated record. The transcript has 3 exons. Gene Ontology annotation, cellular component: nucleus; cytoplasm. Gene Ontology annotation, biological process: inositol phosphate biosynthetic process. Gene Ontology annotation, molecular function: inositol-1,4,5-trisphosphate 3-kinase activity; inositol tetrakisphosphate kinase activity.
AUGAGUGAACAACAUAAUAGUAGUAGUAGUAAUAAUAAUGGUACAACAACAGAAACAAUGUUGAAUGAUGUAUUGAAUGGAGAGAAGUUUAAUGUGGUGGCAGGCUCAACACCAUUUGUAAAGGCAAAGGAGAAUGGUAGAGUGUAUAAGGAGGCGACAAAGCGUGAACGUGGAUUCUAUGAGAUGCUCCAACAGAGGAGUAGUAAUGAUGCCAUACAUAAGUUGAUACCAAAGUUCUUUGGAGUGCACCACGUGUCGCAGAAGGACUACAUCAUCCUGGAGGAUCUGACCUGCGACUAUGUCAAGCCAUGCAUCAUGGACAUUAAGCUUGGUCUGACACAUCGUGAUAUGGACCUCGACAAGUUAUUCCCAAAGCCCUCAGAUAUCACUGCCGAUGCAUCAUUAUCAUCAGACACAACAACGACAACAAUUACAACAACUACAUCACCUACUGCCUCACCAUCACCAUCAUCAUCACAGUCAACAUCCAUAACAUCAUCUACAUCAUGUGAGUCACUUGAUCGACUGCAAGUCAGAAGAUGUUCGAUACAGCCACACGAAGUCAGUUCAUACCUGGCCUCUAAAUACAUAACAGCACCACGACUUGGCUUCUGUCUCUGUGGAUUCCAGAAAUACAAUGCGACCAAGGCAGAGUUUGAGAAGUUCUCCAAGGAACAAGGAAGGUUCCUGAAUGAGGUCACCAUCAGGACAACACUCCACGACUUCUUCCACAAUGGACAAGAGAGAAGGACUGAUGCCAUGUCCCUCAUCAUCCAGAAGCUUAAAUACUUCAAGGAAUACUUUGAACAUAAUCCCGAGUUCAAGUUUAGAUCAAGCUCAUUAUUAUUGAUAUACGAGGGCGAUAAUAUGUUGGAAGCAAAGUGUGAUAUUCGUCUGAUAGACUUUGCACAUACAUUGGCAUAUCCCGAGCAUUUGAAACCUUAUUCCUCUCGACUGUCACAAUAUACUCCAACCGUGGACAAUGGCGACAACAACAACGACGACGACAACUCAUUCUCAUUGCCAGUGGACGGUGGAUAUCUAUUCGGUAUCUCCAAUCUUCUAAGCAUAUUGGAGGCACUCUAA